This is a messenger RNA of Plasmodium falciparum 3D7, 3177 nucleotides long. RefSeq lists its product as uncharacterized. The record is from RefSeq and is a predicted model, not a curated record. Bases 1 to 3177 code for a protein of 1058 amino acids. The transcript has a single exon. NCBI's taxonomy places the organism in Eukaryota, Apicomplexa, Aconoidasida, Haemosporida, Plasmodiidae.
AUGGCCAUAAAAAAAAAAAAGAAAGAAACAAAAUCCAAAGAUAAUAAUAAUGAUAAUCUUAGAAAUGAAAAAAAAUCAACAAACUUAGAAAAUGGGAAAUACGAUAAAAAGAAAGUAGAAAUAUACGAACAUGGAAUAGGUGGUAUCACACAAAAUAAGAAUGAUAAUAAUAAAGAGAAUGCUUAUGAUGAUGAUAUUUAUCAUGAUAAAUCAGAACACAUAAAUGUUAAAUAUUUAAAUGAAAAAGAUUAUGAGAUUGAAAAAGUGUCUAAACGAAUUUAUGAAGAAAAUAGUAAAAUAAAAAAAAUUUCUUUACAUCAUAAAAUAUUAAAAGAAGAACUUGAAACAAAACAAUUAAUUGAACAAAAUGACAAAAAGAAAAAAAAUUCAUUAGAUUAUUAUAAAAAAGUCAUAAUUAAAUUAAAAAAUAAUAUUAAUAAUAUGGAAGAAUAUACAAACAAUAUAACAAAUGAUAUUAAUGUACUAAAAGCACAUAUAGAUGACGAAAGAAACGAAAGAAUUAUAUAUAAUAAUAAUAUGAAAAUAUUAAUAAACGAAUAUAAUUCUUUAAAAAAAAAUAUACAAGAUUUAAACAUGCAAGAAAAAGAACAACAUAAAUUUAAUACAAAAUUAAAAGAAGAACUAAAGGAAUUGUAUAAAGAGAAAGAAAAUAUGGAGAAAAAACACAGAGAAGAUUUUAAAAAGUUACAACAAAAAAUUAAAGAACAAAAAAUAUUAUCUUACGAAAAUAAAAUAAAUGAUCUUACAAAAGAAAAAGAUAAAAAUAAAAUGGAAAAUGGGGAAGCAAAUAAAUAUGAAGACAAACAUAAUAAUAAUAAUAUACAUAAUAAUAAUAAUAUACAUAAUGAUAACAAUAUAUGUAAUGAUAACAAUAUAUGUAAUGAUAACACUAUACAUAAUGAUAACAAUAUAUGUAAUGAUAACAAUAUAUGUAAUGAUAACAAUAUAUGUAAUGAUAACAAUAUAUGUAAUGAUAACAAUAUACGUAAUAAUAAUAUUAUUAGUAGUAAUAAUAAAAUACACGAAAAAGACAACAUGAUCAAUAUAUUAAAUUAUUAUGAAGAUGAAAAGAAGAAACAACUACAAAACAAAAUUGUAAUGUUAAAAAAAUUGUGCCUUCGAAUAUUAUUCAUAAAUGAAUACCAAAUAUAUAAUAUUAAAAAACUUCAAGAAAAUAUAAAUAAUAUGAAUAAUGCUAUAAACUCUAUAAAUUUAAUAAGUUAUAAGAAAGGAGAUUUUGAUCAUAUUAUUAUUAAUUUAAAUGUUUCUAAAGAAAAAAAUUAUAGUCUUAUAUCUAGAAUAAAUUUAUUAAAUUAUGAAACCAAUGUUUUAAAACAAUUAAUUAAAAAAAUGAAAGAAAAAUUCAAACAUUUAAAUUUACAAAAUGAUGAAAUCAUUAAUCUUAAAUAUGAUAUCUCAAAUAAUAUGAAUGAAAAAAUGAAACAUAUUAAAACAUCUUUACUCACAAACCAAGAAACGUGCAAUCUUAAAAAAAAAUGUUUCGAUGAUUGUCUUCUAUAUUUAAAACAAUUAUAUACAUUUAUUAAAAACUACGAAAACAAUAAUGAUAAAUUAAAUAUCAAAAGCCAAAUCAUAAAUAAAGAUAAAAACUUACAUUUUAAUUAUAUACAUAAAUAUAAUGAAGAUAUAUUAGUAGAUGAAAAUUAUAUUAAUGACUUUUUAAUAUAUAUAGAAAAAUAUAUCUAUUCCCUUAAUUUCUACUUACCAACACAAAACUUUAAUUAUAAAAAGUAUUUAUUACAUAAUGGAAGUAUACAUAAUAUAACCUUGGAUACUCACGCAUCCUCAAAAGAAUACCUCCAGAAGGAGGAUAGUUCUGAAUUUAAUCAACAUGGUCAUAAUUUAUUACGAGAUUCUUUAAAUUUAAAUGAACAACAGGAAAACAAGGACCACCUUCAACAUGAAGAGCAUACCCAUGAGGAGGAACCAAAAGAUGCAAACGGUGAUAUGGUAAAUAUAGAAGAUGCAAACGGUGAUAUGGUAAAUAUAGAAGAUGCAAACGGUGAUAUGGUAAAUAUAAAAGAUGCAAACGGUGAUAUGGUAAAUAUAAAAGAUACAAGAGGUGACAUAGAAAAUAUAGAAGAUAAAAGUGGUGACAUGGAAAAUAUGAAGGAACCAAAUGGUGAUAUGGAAAAUAUGAAGGAACCAAAUGAUGACAUUCAAAUUUUGAAGGAACCAAAUGAUGAUAUCCAAAUUUUGAAGGAACCAAAUGAUGACAUUCAAAUUUUGAAGGAACCAAAUGAUGACAUUCAAAUUUUGAAGGAACCAAAUGAUGAUAUCCAAAUUUUGAAGGAACCAAAUGAUGAUAUCCAAAUUUUGAAGGAACCAAAUGAUGAUAUCCAAAUUUUGAAGGAUCCAAAUGAUGAUAUCCAAAUUUUGAAGGAACCAAAUGAUGAUAUAUCCACUAUAAACAACCUGACCACCCAUCUUUCUAACGAAAACAAUUUAAUGACUGAUCUUCCUAAAGUAGAUCAUAAGAUAAAAGAUGAAAUCCAAAGUGAACAUAUAUUGGAGAGUACAAAUAUAAGUGAUGAUAAUAUAAAUAAAGAAAAUUCAUUAGAAAUCCCUUUAAAUUAUGAUCAUACACAAGAAAAUAUUUUAAAGAAUAAAAAUAAUAUGGAAGAUCAAAAUAAUUUACUUGAACAAAAUAUUAUGACAGAUCAAUUACAAAACCAUAAAGAAUGUGAAGAAUUUAAACCACAUGAUAACAAAGAAAAAAAUAAUAUAAUAAAUGAUGAUACAAAAAAUUUAAUAAGUGAUGAUACAAAAAAUAUAAUAAGUGAUGAUACAAAAAAUAUAAUAAGUAAUGAUACAAAAAAAAUAUUAAGUGAUGAUACAAAAAAUAUAAUAAGUGAUGAUACAAAAAAUAUAAUAAAUGAUGAUACAAAAAAUAUAAGUAAUGAUGAUAUAAAAAAUAUAAGUAAUGAUGAUAUAAAAAAUAUAGGUAAUGAUAACAAUAAACCUUAUAACGAGGAUCAUAAUAUUGUUACCAUUAACGAUGAAAAAGCAAAUUAUAUAUUAAACCAUUUUAAUUCUCGUAAUAUCGAAUAUGAUAAAUUAAAAGAAGAAAUACCUAAUGAACUUUUAAAUAUUAAAUAUGACUCUUCCAAAAAAAGUACAAUCAGUACAAAUUAA